Messenger RNA from Polypterus senegalus (gray bichir), 2120 nucleotides. RefSeq names its product serpin peptidase inhibitor, clade H (heat shock protein 47), member 1b (gene serpinh1b). Gene Ontology annotation, biological process: negative regulation of endopeptidase activity; collagen fibril organization. Bases 239 to 1456 code for a protein of 405 amino acids. The record is from RefSeq and is a predicted model, not a curated record. Gene Ontology annotation, cellular component: endoplasmic reticulum. The transcript is spliced from 5 exons. Lineage: Eukaryota; Metazoa; Chordata; Cladistia; Polypteriformes; Polypteridae. Gene Ontology annotation, molecular function: serine-type endopeptidase inhibitor activity.
AGAAUGAGGGCGUGAAUAGUUAUAACGGGGGGCCUGGAGGAGGUCCUAAAAGCUGCCUUUGUGGAAAGUUCACAGUUCCUCAUUUAAAUAAUCUUUUCCCAACUUCCAGAAUUUUCUCUUGUUGGGUAUAUAGGAGAGGAGAGGCCGACACAAUUGAUUCGUCGAAACGUCGAGGAGAGGAAGAAAGCACAAGGACGAGCAACUGAGGACUUCACAGUGACAUACAGUCAUAAAGAGCAUGUGGGCGAUUAAGAUUGCAGCCAUUGGCCUUUGUGUGGCUUUGGCAACUGCAGAAGAUAAAAAGUUGAGCAGUCAUGCCGCCACUCUGGCUGAUCAUAGCUCAAACUUAGCUUUCAGCCUUUACCAUAACAUGGCUAAAGAGAAGAAUAUAGAGAACAUCUUGUUCUCACCUGUGGUGGUUGCCUCCUCACUUGGACUAGUGCACCUUGGCGGUCAGUCUAACACAGCAUCCCAGGCUAAAAAGGUGCUCUCUGCAGAGAAAGUGAAUGAUGAUCAUCUCCAUAAUGGGCUUUCUGAGCUUCUCACAGAGGUAAGCAACUCUACGGCCCGCAAUGUGACAUGGAAGAUUGGAAACCGACUUUAUGGCCCAAGCUCAGUCAACUUUGUGGACAACUUCGUUCAGAGCAGCAAGAAACAUUACAACUGUGACCAUUCCAAAAUCAAUUUCAGAGACAAAAGAAGUGCAUUGAAGUCUAUCAAUGAGUGGGCUGCUAAGACCACAGAUGGAAAGUUGUCAGAGAUUACUAAAGAUGUGGAAAACACUGAUGGAGCCAUGAUUGUCAAUGCCAUGUACUUCAAGCCUCAUUGGCAUGAGCGAUUUCACCACAAAAUGGUGGACAACCGUGGCUUUAUGGUAUCACGCUCCUUUACAGUAUCAGUUCCAAUGAUGCAUCGCACAGGAAUUUAUGGUUUCUAUGAGGAUACAGAAAACCAGUUGUAUGUUUUCAAAAUGGACCUUGCGCACAAGAUGUCCAGUAUGAUUUUCCUAAUGCCAUAUCAUGUGGAACCGCUGGACAGACUGGAGAAACUUCUCACAAGGAAACAGGUUGACAUUUGGCUGAGCAAACUGGAGGAGAAAGCUGUUGCUGUGUCCCUACCCAAAGUGGAACUUGAUGUCAGCCAUGACUUAAAGAAACAUCUUGCCGAACUGGGCAUGUCAGAAGCUGUUGACAAAUCAAAGGCAGAUUUUUCAAAGAUUUCUGGAAAGAAAGACCUUUAUUUGACCAACGUGUUUCAUGCUUCUGCACUAGAAUGGGACACUGAAGGCAAUGAAUAUGAUGCCGGAAUUUAUGGCACAGAGAAGCUGAGAAAUCCAAAGCUUUUUUAUGCAGAUCACCCAUUCAUUUUCCUUGUUAAAGACAAUAAAUCAAACUCAAUUCUUUACAUAGGUCGACUUCAAAGACCCAAAGGAGAUAAAAUGAGGGAUGAAUUAUAGGUUAUAUACUUUUUGUGUGUUUGAAAACUAUGUUGUAAGCAGUGUUGGAACAGAACAUUACAUUUUGUUAGAUGAAAAUGCAACAUGUAUGUUACCUCAUGUGCUCAGUCACAACCUGUGGAUUUUAAAUAGUCACGUUUUAAAAUCUGCCUGCAGUAUGAUUUUAGGGCUAAUUUCUAUGCAAAGUAUCACAAUUACAAGUUCUGCAGUGUAGGCGGUGAAUUACAGAAACCUCCUGACAGACAGCGUGCUUAUAUUAAGUAUGGUGUGGUUUUUUUUUUUUAAACCAAUUGCCACUUAUUGCCUUAAAUUAAAUCCACAAUACUGUUUUGUUCAGGGGUCUUUAUAUGUCUUUAAGCUUCCAUUUACGCACAAAUGUGAAAUGUUAUUUUUCAACUGUUGAAUAAAUGUGUGCUGUGGUUUCAUUCCAAAGAGCUUUUAUGUUUUUACAUUUGUAUGUUUCAUCUGCACUGAAAAUUGCUCUUGUGCACUAGGGUGGACCUCUGGAUAAGACAGUAAAUGUGGAUCAGGUGAACCUAAUUUAAAUUCUUCACACGCAAUUGGAUUACAUUAAGACAUGUUGCAGAAGAUGAUGUUACAAACAUCAAUUAUAAUGGUGUGUUAUUAUGGCUUUUUUUAUUAAUAAAUUUUUUUUAAUUCUUCA